AUGCUGGCCGCCAACUUGCUGUGCUCCGGCGUGCUGGCGCCCCUCGACGUCACCAGGCUGGUGCUGGCGCCGUUCCCUCCGCCGGCCAUGCAGGCGGCCAUGCAGGCGGUCCCCGUGGACUCGGGGGAGCUCCUGUGGCCGGGGGCUGCCGUGGCCGCCGCGGCCGCCGCCGCCACCGACGCGCAGGUGACGGACGCCGGCGUGGCGGCGGCCCUGGUGGCCGACGACGGCGUGCACCACGGCGUGUACGGCGGCGUGUGGGCGCGGCCCUGGGACGUGUGGCUGCGCGACGUGACGCGCUUCACGCAGGCCCUGGCCGUGCAGGUGUCCGUCUUCUCCGUGCUGCUGGUGGCUCUGGACCGCCACAAGGCCGUGCUGUCCCCGCUGCACUACCACCGCAUGGCCACCCGCCAGCGCUCCACCAUCCUCAUCGUCUCCAACUGGCUGCUCAUCCCCAUCAUGACCGCCCUCUUCGAGGUCCGCCUCAUCCCCUACUCGCAGUGGAUCCACUUCGCCUUCGGUUUCGCCGUGCCGCUGUACAUCAUCGUGUACAUGUACGUGCAGAUGUCGCUGGCCGCGCACCAGAACAGCAAGCGCACGCGGCGCCACAGCGUGUGCACGCCCACGCAGAGCACGCGGAGCAACGGGCACGCGUCCAUGGACGCGGGGUCGCGCGGCGGCUCGCGCGGCGGCUCGCUGGACCUCAGCCUGCCGCCCUUCAGCGGCACGCCCGAGCACGCGGCCAGCAAGGGGGACUUCCCCCGGCGCCAGGGCCGCAACCCGCCGCUCGGCUCCAUCGUGCUGAACAGCAAGCGGCGCUGCUCCAACGCCAGCUUCUCCACGCUGCUGCUGCGCGAGGAGGGCCGCGCCGUCAAGACGGCCCUGUUCGUGGUGGGCGCCUACCUCACCUGCUGGACGCCCUACUUCGUGUUCGUGCUACUGCAGCGCCCGUCGCCGCCCUUCGUGCUGCUGCUGGCGCACGUCAACUCGUGCGUGUCGCCGUGGAUCUACGUCCUGCGCAACGAGGAGGUGCGCCUGGAGGCCAAGAAGCUGGUGGCCAGGGUGCUGCACCUCAAGCUGGCCCUGCCCCGCCAGCCGCAGGACAGCCCCGCCCACGCCCACAGCUACGGCCGCUCCGACUCGUGCUACAGCAAGGCGGUCGAGGCGUCCGCCCACCCGGCGCACCCCCAGCAGUCCUCCCACUGCGACAGCAUGUCCGUGCAGAGCUUCCACCUUCCCACCGCGGGGGCCGUGGCGGGGGCCGCGGCGGGCGACGCUCUGGCUCCGGGGCCCGGCUCCGUCGGCGGCGUGCCCGCCGCGGGACUGCCGAGCUACCUCACCGGGGCCCCCCUCGGGGGCGUGGCGGGCUCGGACUCGCCGCUCACGGCGGAGAGCCUCUGCAGUGCGGGCGAGUCGCCAGGCCCCGCGACGGCCGGCGGUCUGGUGCGGCUGGCCUACAAGUACCCGCACUCGCAGUACCCGUACCCGCAGUACUCCGGGCACCUGCAACGCGGCCGCUCGCAGACCUGCCUCGGGGGACAGCGGUAG
Thrips palmi is the source of this 1548-nucleotide messenger RNA. RefSeq lists its product as uncharacterized. Gene Ontology annotation, biological process: G protein-coupled receptor signaling pathway. Bases 1 to 1548 code for a protein of 515 amino acids. Gene Ontology annotation, molecular function: G protein-coupled receptor activity. NCBI's taxonomy places the organism in Eukaryota, Metazoa, Arthropoda, Insecta, Thysanoptera, Thripidae. Gene Ontology annotation, cellular component: membrane. The record is from RefSeq and is a predicted model, not a curated record. The transcript is spliced from 6 exons.